Messenger RNA from Dimorphilus gyrociliatus, 580 nucleotides. Lineage: Eukaryota; Metazoa; Annelida; Polychaeta; Dinophilidae. The record is from the annotation of a GenBank genome assembly.
UAUGAAUGCCCUAUACCCAGAUGAAACCGUACCCAACUUAAGUCAUACCCAUAUUGGAAACAAGAAUGAACGCCAAGAUGGAAGGAAAGUUGCUGCUCAAUCAAUAAGAUUAAAGAUUUCUAAUAACCUGGAAGAACCUCAAUUAGACAUUGAAAGACUUUCAGAACUUUUGAAAUUAGGUAUCAAAGAAGAUGUCGGAAAAAAGGGUGUACAGCUACAGCAAGUAUCGGAUUAUAUGACAAAUAAGCUUGAUCAACAUUCAGAUCAACUAAAUUAUGCAAAACAAAUUGGCAUUGACCCUGCAGUAACUAAAUCUAGAAGAUAUUUUAUGGCUUGGACAAAGAAACCACUACAAACUAUUAUCAAUUUCCUUAUUCCUGCAACAACAACUGGUGCAAUUGGAAUGAUAUUGUAUUGGAUAAAGAUGAAAGGAUUACAUAAAAAUGUAACACAAAGAAUACUAAACAGAUUCAGAAAAACAAAUGACAUUAAAUCCAUUGAGGAAGGCCAACCCUUAAGAGUUGUCAGCAGCAGGAAAGGUCAAGUUAUUAUUGCCAAUGUUGAACCAUCAGUGGAAUGA